Molecule: messenger RNA, 662 nt
Organism: Anastrepha obliqua
Lineage: Eukaryota; Metazoa; Arthropoda; Insecta; Diptera; Tephritidae
Exons: 3
Coding region: 75-395 (106 amino acids)
Source: RefSeq, a predicted model, not a curated record
CGCUAACGGAAUUUUUUCUUCGCGCGUUAAUUGUUAGUUGUCCUACGUUUUCUGCUGCUUUUCACUUUUAAGAAAUGAGCUCCUUCUCUUCGACUGACUCUUCGGAGGAACACCAAGAAAAACAAUGCAAAUAUAGAAAACAAAAAUUCAAUAACAAAUGGCUUGACGACGACAAUUUCAGUGGCUGGCUGGAAGCUGUGGCUAACGAUGUAUUUAAAUGCAAAUGCGCUGCGUGCGACAAAGUUUUGAACUGCGGUAUGUGCAGCGAUGGUGCCAGUGUAAUGAUCGGACAGCAUAAUUCCUUUGCAUCAAGAUUAAUUGGGGACAUACCAAAUGCUAUAGUUGUAAAGUGCAUCUGUCAUUCUGCAGCAAUUAUUGCAAGUAAGGCUUGUUAGCGCUACCCAGAGGACUUGAGGAUCUUUUGCGGCAAAUCGGUUCGUACGUUUCGGGAAGUUCCAAAAGAUGCGCGCAAUUAGAAGCUCUGCAGGAAAUGCUAAACGAGAAGAAAAAGAAAAUCCUUCGGACUUGUACAACCAGGUGGCUUCUCAUCACAAAUGCGUCGAAAGUGUAUUACAAAACUGGGAUGUGUUAUUGGCAUUUUUCAACCAAGCUGUCACGCAGGACAAAUUAAAAUCAACAGAGGCGAUUUUAUUUGAGCUCAA